Molecule: messenger RNA, 3025 nt
Organism: Mustela erminea (ermine)
Lineage: Eukaryota; Metazoa; Chordata; Mammalia; Carnivora; Mustelidae
Gene: CNOT2
Product: CCR4-NOT transcription complex subunit 2
Exons: 18
Coding region: 399-1961 (520 amino acids)
Biological process (GO): nuclear-transcribed mRNA poly(A) tail shortening; regulation of DNA-templated transcription; regulation of stem cell population maintenance
Cellular component (GO): CCR4-NOT core complex; P-body
Source: RefSeq, a predicted model, not a curated record
UCAGAGGGUAAAGGUCUUGCUCCCAGCAGCCUCCGCGGUGGAUACGUCGCCAUCUUGGAUCCGCGGGACAAGAAAAUUCAUGCGAGGGAGAACUGGUGGGCGGUCCUUCCUGUGACACGACCCUUGAGUGACAGUUCUAUUUGAUUGCCUCCAGUACUGUGAGGAAAGGACACGACUCUAUGGUGAGGACUGAUGGACAUACAUUAUCUGAGAAAAGAAACUACCAGCCUCCAGCUCUGAGCUUUCCAAUCCCCAGAGUAGCAAAUGUUGAAAGAAGUUGCACAGGAAAAGGACCACUCUGCCAUGGAUGUGUUUCUGUCCCUGGGAAUAGGAUUCCAUGCCUGGGCCAGCAUUUGCCAGCAGUAUAGACAAUAAAUGAUUUCAGAGUGACAAACAGCAUGUUUGGUGCUUCAAGAAAGAAGUUUGUAGAGGGGGUCGACAGUGACUACCAUGACGAAAACAUGUACUACAGCCAGUCUUCUAUGUUUCCACAUCGGUCAGAAAAAGAUAUGCUGGCAUCACCAUCUACAUCAGGUCAGCUGUCUCAGUUUGGGGCAAGUUUAUACGGGCAACAAAGUGCACUAGGCCUUCCAAUGAGGGGGAUGAGCAACAAUACCCCUCAGUUAAAUCGCAGCUUAUCACAAGGCACUCAGUUACCGAGCCACGUCACGCCAACAACAGGGGUACCAACAAUGUCACUUCACACGCCUCCAUCUCCAAGCAGGGGUAUUUUGCCUAUGAAUCCUAGGAAUAUGAUGAACCACUCCCAGGUUGGUCAGGGCAUUGGAAUUCCUAGCAGGACAAAUAGCAUGAGCAGUUCAGGGUUAGGUAGCCCCAACAGAAGCUCGCCAAGCAUAAUAUGUAUGCCAAAGCAGCAGCCUUCUCGACAGCCUUUUACUGUGAACAGUAUGUCUGGAUUUGGAAUGAACAGGAAUCAGGCAUUUGGAAUGAAUAACUCCUUAUCAAGUAACAUUUUUAAUGGAACAGAUGGAAGUGAAAAUGUGACAGGAUUGGACCUUUCAGAUUUUCCAGCUUUAGCAGACCGAAACAGAAGGGAAGGAAGUGGUAACCCAACUCCAUUAAUAAACCCCUUGGCUGGAAGAGCUCCUUAUGUUGGAAUGGUAACAAAACCAGCAAAUGAGCAAUCCCAGGACUUCUCAAUACACAACGAAGAUUUUCCAGCAUUACCUGGUUCCAGCUAUAAAGAUCCAACAUCAAGUAAUGAUGACAGUAAAUCUAAUUUGAAUACAUCUGGCAAGACAACUUCAAGUACAGAUGGACCCAAAUUCCCUGGAGAUAAAAGUUCAACAACACAAAAUAAUAACCAGCAGAAAAAAGGGAUCCAGGUGUUACCUGAUGGUCGGGUUACGAACAUUCCUCAAGGGAUGGUGACGGACCAAUUUGGAAUGAUUGGCCUGUUAACAUUUAUCAGGGCAGCAGAGACGGACCCAGGAAUGGUACAUCUUGCAUUAGGAAGUGACUUAACAACAUUAGGCCUCAAUCUGAACUCUCCUGAAAAUCUCUACCCCAAAUUUGCAUCACCCUGGGCAUCUUCACCUUGUCGACCUCAAGACAUAGACUUCCAUGUUCCAUCUGAGUACUUAACGAACAUUCACAUUAGGGAUAAGCUGGCUGCAAUAAAACUUGGCCGAUACGGAGAAGACCUGCUCUUCUAUCUCUAUUAUAUGAAUGGAGGAGACGUAUUACAACUUUUAGCUGCAGUAGAGCUUUUUAACCGUGAUUGGAGAUACCACAAAGAAGAGCGAGUAUGGAUUACCAGGGCACCAGGCAUGGAGCCAACAAUGAAAACCAAUACAUAUGAGAGGGGAACAUAUUACUUCUUUGACUGUCUUAACUGGAGGAAAGUAGCUAAGGAGUUUCAUCUGGAAUAUGACAAAUUAGAAGAACGGCCUCACCUGCCAUCCACCUUCAACUACAACCCUGCUCAGCAAGCCUUCUAAAAAAAGACUUCCCUUUUCUUGGGGUAUGGCUGUCUCAGCACAAUACUCAACAUAACUGCAGAACUGAUGUGGCUCAGGCACCCUGGUUUUAAUUCCUUGAGGAUCUGGCAAUUGGCUUAUGCAAAGGGUCACCAUUUGAGGUCCUGCCUUACUAAUUAUGUGCUGCCCAACAACUAAAUUUGUAAUUUGUUUUUCUCUAGUUUGAGCAGGGUCUGAAUUUUUUUUUUCAUUUAUUUUCUUUUUUUGCCAGCAGACAGACUUGAGUCUGUAAAGACAAGCAAGUACACUGACAGAAGUUUACCAUUUAGUUUCUAAAAUGUAAAAAAAGAAAACCCACAAAAGACUCAACAAAAUUAGACCACAAAAUUUGCAUUGUUCAUUGUAGCACUAUUGGUAAUAAAAUAACAAAUGUUUGUGCAUUUUUAUGUGAAGAUCCUUCUCGUAUUUCAUUUGGAAAGAUGAGCAAGGUCUGCUUCCUUCAUUUUACUUCCCCUUCUGUUUUUGAAAGGCAGUUUCGCCAAGCUUAACGCAAGAAUAUCUGACUGUUUAGAAGAAAGAUAUUGCCACAAUCUCUGGAUGGUUUCCAGGGUUGUGUUAUUACUGAGCUUCAUCUUUCCAGAAUGAGCAAAACACUGUCCAGUCUUUGUUACGAUUUUGUAAUAAAUGUGUACAUUUUUUUUAAAUUUUUGGACAUCACAUGAAUAAAGGUAUGUAUGUACGAAUGUGUAUAUAUUAUAUAUAUGACAUCUAUUUUGGAAAAUGUUUGCCCUGCUGUACCUCAUUUUUAGGAGGUGUGCAUGGAUGCAAUAUAUGAAAAUGGGACAUUCUGGAACUGCUGGUCAGGGGACUUUGUCGCCCUGUGCACUAAAGGGCCAGAUUUUCAGCAGCCAAGGACAUCCAUACCCAAGUGAAUGUGAUGGGACUUAAAGAAGUGAACUGAGACAAUUCACUCUGGCUGUUUGAACAGCAGCGUUUCAUAGGAAGAGAAAAAAAGAUCAAUCUUGUAUUUUCUGACCACAUAAAGGCUUCUUCUCUUUGUAAUAAAGUAGAAAAGCUCUCCUCAC